Messenger RNA from Candoia aspera, 1547 nucleotides. RefSeq lists its product as uncharacterized. Gene Ontology annotation, biological process: regulation of T cell proliferation. Bases 400 to 1209 code for a protein of 269 amino acids. The record is from RefSeq and is a predicted model, not a curated record. NCBI's taxonomy places the organism in Eukaryota, Metazoa, Chordata, Lepidosauria, Squamata, Candoiidae. Gene Ontology annotation, molecular function: interleukin-27 receptor binding. The transcript has 5 exons.
AUGGGUUACUGUAGCCAAGCUGGACCAUUUGAGUAAAACCUGUAGCUGGAGCACUGAAGGCAAUUGUGUAAACACACACUUUGCCUCCACUUUCACCUGAAAAUCUGGGGACAGAAGAGGAUCAAAGAGCACUCUCAAGCUAGCAGUAUGAAGGGAAAUGCAGCCUUUGGCUUCAUGUAGUUAUGUGUAGUAACGCAGGAGACAAGCUGUAAGUCUGUGCAACACCACUUCUGGGGCGGGCUUUGGGGUGAAGCCAUGUUCUUUUGGCAGCGCAAUGGUUGAAUGACUCUAGGAGAUGCUGAUGGGGUCUUCGAUUAAACUUAAAUCCUGCAUGGGAUGGAAAUCACAUAAAAACAUGAUGCAUCAUUUCAUCAAUGAGUGUCCAUCAGCAAAAGAAACAUGGAGAUUUUUGGAAUGGAAGCUGGUCCGACAAACAAGAAGUCAGAGGUCCAAGGAGACAGAGAGAAAGAAAGAGAAACUAAGAAGGUUGAAUGUUUUUUGGAUUGUGUCAAGGUCCAUGGUGCAGUUCUCCUCCUCCUCCUCCAAAUUCUUCUCAACUUUGACAUCCUUCUUGCUGCCACUUCAACUGGAUUCCAAGCGGAGAAAGGAUCUGGGUUUGAGACCAUCCUUCAAAAGCAGAUGAAUCUGCAAAAUGAGUUUAGCAGCAGCUUAAAACUCUCACGGCAACUUCUCCACAAAACAAAGAACCUUACACAAUACUAUCUCUCUGACCGUUUACCUGGAGUUCAAGUCAUUCUUAUUUCCCACCUGAGGCUUCUUCCCUCAAUCAACCUUGAUCUUCGCACAUGGAUCUCUCUUCCAGAUGCCAAGCGCCUGUCCCAGAUAGCUGAGACCCUUUCAUUUUAUCAGGGGUUGGUACAACAGCUGACGAACUUUGAAGCAGUCAAAGAAAAUUCCAAAUUCACCCCUCAGUUUGAAGAUGUUAAUGUUACCCUCCGAGAUCUUGGUCAUCAAGUGAAAUACCAGAUUUCACUUUGGGGCCUGCCACCUAAAAUCCAGCCUGAACCAAUUCCUCAGAUCCUUCAACACCAUAGUCAGUGGAGGAACCGCCAAGAAGUAUAUAUUGUCCUUCAUUCUCUUAAGAAUCUCCUGGCCCGGUUUGCACGAGAUUUUCUGAUGCUCAGAAUGAGGGUGGCCAAAGGAGCUUCAUUUCCCAAGACUUCCCAAUCUCACCAUUUCCUAUUUUAAUCCCCACCCACCUAUUCUAAACUGCUAAGGCAUGCUGGCAUCCUGGUAUAUCAACACCAAUACUGUUUUGUAAAUUAUCUAAAUUAUCUAAUUUAUAUAUCUAUUUAUUUUUUUCUAAGUAUUUUAUAUGUGUUUGCCUUAUUUUAACUUAUUUGUCAAAGCCGUGUUUUGGCCAUGUUCAAAUAAGCAACUGUUUAGUGAAUGCACUUUACUCAUGACAAUGUGACAGAGAAAAAGAAAGCAAAGUAAAAUAUUUUUCAGAGGUCAGAAAGGUUUGGCAGCUAGUUUGCAGGAAAUUUUAAAUAUUCAGUGUUUAUCCAUAAAAAUGUGGGUGUACA